Candida albicans SC5314 is the source of this 177-nucleotide messenger RNA. RefSeq lists its product as uncharacterized. The transcript has a single exon. The record is from RefSeq and is a predicted model, not a curated record. The coding region runs from base 1 to 177 and encodes 58 amino acids. NCBI's taxonomy places the organism in Eukaryota, Fungi, Ascomycota, Pichiomycetes, Serinales, Debaryomycetaceae.
AUGGGGUUGUAUGCUAGAUGGAUGGCUCUUCCAUCAAAGGUCAGAUAUUAUGUUGGGUUUUCAACAAUUGGAUUUGCAUUGAUAGGAGAUUACGUGACAUCAAGAAUUAAUGACGAAGUUCAAGCAAGAAAAGAAAUUGAAGAGUCUUCAUCUUCUCCACAAUCGACAAACCAAUAA